AUGACCGUCGACAUCCAAGUCCAACAGCUCUUCAUCGACUUCUCCGGCCUCCCCCCCUCCGGCUCCCCGCCCCACCCCAACACCCCCCCUCCCACCACCCCCUACGACACGCUCAUCGACGCCUGCCACGACUCCCCCGCGCUCAUCCAGCGCGCCUACGAGACGCACCGCACGUCGCGCAACGCGCACCAGGGCGCGCAGCUCCUCGCGCCCUCCUUCGCCGGCAUGAGCGUGGACCCGAUCCUGCAGGAGCUCGUGCACGCGGCGGGCACGCAGCGCAUCCCGGAGCUCGAGCAGGCGGGCCGCGAGAAGAGGCGCCAGGACGAGAUUGAUACGCGCAAUUGCUUGACGUUCUGGGCGCGCCCGACGGCGGCGGUGCGGGAGAUGGUGGGCGAGGUGCAGGGGAGGCUGAGGAAGCUGUGCUCGGACAUCUGGCUCAUGCCCCUCGACAACCUGCACCUCACCGUCCUCGAAAUCGCGCACUCCCGCACGCGCCCCGAAAUCGACGCCAUCACCGCCCUCCUCCGCCCCACCCUCCCGCUCAUGGUCAACCUCCCCAGCGCCUCGGCGCACCGCGCCGUGCUCAUCCGCCCCAUGCUCUCGUUCGACAGCGCCGCGCUCGCAAUCUCGUUCGUGCCCGAGGCGGCCACGCCCGAGAGCGCCUACACGUACCACCACCUGCGGCGCGACUUCUACCAAGCGGCUGUGGACAGCGGUGCCGCGUGCGGCUCGCGGUACACCGUGCCGUCGGCGCACAUCACUGUUGCGCGGUUUGUGACGGGCGGCGGCGUGGAGGACUGGGAUGUGGGGAGGAGGGAGGCGUGGGUGAGCGGCAUUGAGAGGAUUAAUGCGUGGAUUGAGAGGGAGUGGAGCAGGGUGAGGUGGGUGGUGGGGGAGGAGCGGGGCGUGGAGUUUAGGAGGGGGUUGUUGUGGUAUGGGGGUGGGGAUGCGGUGGCGGUGGGGAAGCCGUUGUGA
This is a messenger RNA of Morchella sextelata, 975 nucleotides long. RefSeq lists its product as uncharacterized. The record is from RefSeq and is a predicted model, not a curated record. The transcript has 2 exons. Bases 1 to 975 code for a protein of 324 amino acids. NCBI's taxonomy places the organism in Eukaryota, Fungi, Ascomycota, Pezizomycetes, Pezizales, Morchellaceae.